Acanthopagrus latus (yellowfin seabream) is the source of this 3909-nucleotide messenger RNA. Its product is annotated as von Willebrand factor A domain-containing protein 7-like. The coding region runs from base 38 to 2860 and encodes 940 amino acids. The transcript has 15 exons. Lineage: Eukaryota; Metazoa; Chordata; Actinopteri; Spariformes; Sparidae. The record is from RefSeq and is a predicted model, not a curated record.
AUCUUUCAGCACUGAGACAGACGCAGGCUGAGCAGCGAUGUCUCCUGGCUCGGUGGCAUUGUGCCUCCUGCUCAUGCAGACUGGAGUUUACGGGUUCAACAUUGAGCUCGAUCUGGAGUUCAUCAUUGAUUUACUUUUCAGUAAAGCAGCCAAUCAAAAGCAUGAAGACAUCACUCAGAGAGCGAUCUUAAAUACCACCCUGCAGGCGUGUCGUGCUCUGGCCCUGGCUGAUGGAAAAGACUUCAGUUUUCCUUCUCAGCCUUUUACAGUUGAGUCUGUUGCUGCUGCCUGUCGAGCCCCAAAGUCAUCCAAGAGAUUCCACCAAAGCAUCAAAUUCAUCCAGCGAAUGAAUCGGCUCGUAGACUCUUCUCACACUUCUGACCCCGAAUACCAUUUUGACAAUGAAAAGUUUACAGAGGGAAGGAGAAUCAUCACAAGAGGACUGGAAAUUAUAAAGGCCAGCAACAAGGAAAUGAACUUUGAGGCAGCAAGAGAAAGACUUGGAGAGAUCACACACCCUCUACAGGAUUUCUACACUCACAGUAACUGGGUGGAACUGGGAAACACUCUCCCAAACACCAAUCUGAUCAAAUCAGGCACCAGCAUUGGUAACAUAGCAGCUUUAAGCAGAGCAACCUGUCGCAGCUGUGAUGGAGAUGACUGCACCAACAACAUUUUGGAGGAUAUCAAACAGGAAAACAUACUUACCUCCGGAUAUUUUGGUUCUAGCAAACCAGAAGGAAAAUGCAGCCAUGGAGGAUUUUUUGAUAAAUCAAAAAAAAUCGAGCCUACAGGUGGGAUCAACAAAGAUAAGAUGAGUGCUGAGCAUGGACAUCUUCACACAGCAGCAGCAAACAUGGCGGCAGCUGCAACCAGCGAGCUGCUGGAGGACAUUCGAGGGGCUGCUGGUGACAAAACUUUCUUACAGAUGAUGGGAAUGUCCGGAAAAGCUCUUUGUUUUGCGAUCGACACAACAGGAAGCAUGAGUGACGACAUUGCAGCAGUGAGGACCGUCACUUCCUCUAUAAUCAACAGCAAAGUGGGAACAGAAGAUGAGCCCUCACUUUAUAUUCUCGUACCUUUCAAUGAUCCAGAUUUUGGGCCGCUGAUGAGGACUACAGACCCAAACAAAUUCAAGAACGCUAUAAAUUCACUAUCAGCAACAGGUGGAAGAGAUGCUCCUGAACUGAGUCUGUCAGGGCUGCAGCUGGCUUUAACUGGCGCUCCUCCUAAUUCUGAGAUCUUCCUCUUCACUGAUGCAGCUGCUAAAGACAGUCGGCUGAGAAGCACAGUGAAUGCACUCAUAGAGCGCACCAAGACAGUGGUGAACUUCAUGAUUACAGGUGGAGGGCUAUUUCGUCGCAGAAGGCAGAUAGGUAACGAUCAACAACAGCAACAGAGUCGGUUAUCAGCAUCAGAACUUCAGCUUUACAGAGACCUGGCUCAGACUUCAGGGGGUCAGAGUAUUGAAGUCACAAAGAGUGAGCUCCCUGAGGCCGUCAGCAUCAUUACAGAGUCAUCCAGCUCCUCUCUGGUGACCCUCCUGCAGGCAGCUAGGACUCCAGGAAAGGCUGAAAAUUUCACCUUCACGGUUGAUGAGUCAGUAAAAAACCUCACACUUUACAUCACUGGGACAUCAGUCACCUUUACUCUCAUCAGUCCAUCAGGUGUCUCUCAGCAAAGCACCGACACGACAGGAUCACUGAUCACUGCAUCCCAGACAGUGGGGAAUUUCAAGACUCUGAAGCUAAAAUCAGAAGUGGGACUGUGGGAAAUGAAAAUGGUGUCAACAAACCCCUACACUUUGAAGGUUGUAGGUGAGAGUUCCAUCGAUUUCCUGUUUGACUUUUUGGAAGCAUCCGAGGGCCUGUUUGGAGGUUUUGAUGUCAUAGACCAUCGACCCAGAGCUGGUUCUAAUGGUACUCUGUUAUUGACCGUCACCGGGAGUACCUCCGCCAAUGUGACAGAAGUGGUUCUGGUUGAAUCAUCAGGGUCAGGAAAUGUCAAUGGCAAUGUGACAGCUGUAGGUGGAGGAGACUACUUGGUACAGUUUAGCAGGGUACCAUCAGAGGAGUUUGUGGUGCUCAUGAGGGGGCAGAAUAGUGACGGUUCCUCCAGAUCCUCGGGGACGUUCCAGAGGCAGUCAACCAGCAGCAUCAAAGCAUCGACUGUCACUGUCACUGUUGCUGAUACAAAUCGCGUCUUUGCACCAGGAGAAACAUUUUCACUUCCCUUCUCUGUGAAGACCAGCGGUGCAGGAGGAAACUUCACUAUCCGAGCUACUAAUGACCGAGGGUUUACAUCAACGUUCCCAUCCAGUUUAGUCCUGGACACUGGAGGCAGUGCUAACGGUACAGUGAACCUCACAGCACCUGUUACCACUACGUCUGGUACCGACGUCACCCUGACCAUCGAGGCUGAAUCUCCAGGUGGAGCAGACACCAACUACCUUGUGCUGCGUCUCGCUGUCCUUAAAACGGUGACUGAUUUCACUGAGCCCAUGUGUGAGCUGCUCAGCCGGCAGUCCAACUGCACUGAAAACAGCAGCUUGUCCACAUGGACGGUCUCCGUUCAGGUGACUGAUGGGGCUAACGGGACAGGUAUCGACCGUGUUAGCCUCAGACAGGGCAAUGGCACCAUGAACACCAGCCUGGCUGCUGGCAACGAGAACAUAACGCUGGUGUCCUACACUGCAUCUUGCAGUUCCCCUAUUGUGGAGCUGCUGGUUGUUGAUGGGGUGGGUAAUGUUGGCUCCUGUUCCUACCGGUCUUUGUCAACCAAAGUUGUUCAAUCUUUUCUUCUUUGCCUUGGAAUCACGAUCCUUGGGCUAAUUUUACCGUUUGAGAUGGGAAUCAACUGAAUGUUGACGUAUUAAUGUUGGGAAGAUUUAGAAGCUCUCAUGACUUUGGGAAAACAAAUAUUUCCUCAGUUGCCAGUUUAUUGGGUAAAUAUAACUUUAAAUAAUGCAGUCUUAUACAACAGCACUGCAGUAAACCCUAUGAAUUAGUUUGCUGGAGCUGAAAGUGUACUGUGGCAAAGCCUUAAAGUGGAACUCCUCCAAUUUCCCACAUUAACAGGUAUUUACAUGUCUUAGAGAAGUAUAAGUCCUUUUGUGGCACCAGAAGAAGUUGCCUGUAAUCAUUUUCUCCAGUGGUGUCACUCAGUCUCUAAGUUGCAUUGUGGGUAAUGUGGGCACCAAGUUUUGAAAAUGAAGAAGAAUGUAGAGAAUAAAAAAGGUGAUAUCUCUAGUUCUGGUUCAGUUUGAAUCAUUUGUUUUAAAACCUGGCUCCUACAUUACCAACAAUGCAACUUCAUCAUCACUGAGCGGCGUCACUGCAGGCAACUUGUCAGAUUUCAGUCAGCUGUAAAAUCUUUAAGCUAUGAAAUGUGAACUGCAUGUAUUUUAUGUAUCGUAGGGUGAUUGAUGUCAUUAUCAAACUUACUUUAAAAGCAGAAUGGGACUGUGAUUAUGUCGUGAUUAAGACAUGUCAGUUUGAUUAUUGUACGUAAAUCAAGAUACAAUCAAGGUUCUCUGAUAUUAAGUUGUGUACUGCUGUAGUUGAUUGAAUUGUUAAAUGUUUUUAAUCAUUUAGACGGGCAUGUGUGACAAUUUUCAGCUAUUAACAUGCACACAUUUUUUUUUUCUAUUUACCAUAUGUGAGAGGGUUGUAUCAUGAUGUGAUCCACUGGACGUCUCUUUUCCGUGUCUCAGGACAGAUUUUCCACAACAGUUGAAAGUAUGUGGCUUUGUAGAAUCUGACAGGUGUUGAUGCAGAAGAUCCCCAGAGACUGUUUUAAAAUACAUACAUUUAAUGCAUUUGAUUUGAGGCUUGCUUCAAUAAAGCUUAAAAAAAAAAAGUUAUGUCCGCUCAGUGUAUUUUUGGGAGUAAGGUGACCUCGCAGUGCCAC